AUGCAACAACAAGCCCCGGAGGGCCGGAUCCGUGUCACCCGGACCCAGCAGCAAGAAGCAGCACUCACAGUCCCGGCACUCGGCCACAUGCAGGCGGCAGGAGAAGACGAAAUUCAGCGCCCCGACCCGCCAGUGGUGGGGAAGGUGAAUCACCACAGUAUUGAGUUAUACUGGGACAUCAGCAACACCUACUACCGCAAAGUGCCUUCUGAUAAACUGUUCAUAUUUUCUAUCGAAGAAGAGGAUGAGAAGACGCAUGUGUAUGGGACCAUUUACUCAGGAUACUCCCGGCAACACGUUGUUGAAGGACUAGAGCCCAGCACCACCUACAGGUUCCGACUGAAAGUUACAGGACGUAAUGGAGCAUAUGCUUACAGUCCUGUGGUCUCCGUGUCAACUACAAGAGAACCAAUGAACGGAGCACAUUUCCAUCGAGCUGUGAAUAUGAAUGAUGAAGCUGCUGUCAUCAACAUACUUCAGACCGGGUACGUGAAAGUCAAUGUUCCUGAUAAACUGGGAUUCAGUCCUCUCAUGGUUGCUGCACAAAAAGGAUAUUUGAGGCUGGUGGAGUUACUAGUAGAACACGGAGCAGACAUCAGCCAGGUAAAUGGAAGUGGGAAGAACAGUCUAAUGCUGGCAUGUUUUGCUGGGCACCUGGAUGUUGUUGAGUUUCUAAGAAACCACGGCGUGCCUUGGGACCUCCGUGACAGGAGUGGAUGUGCGGCCAUGCAUUGGGCAGCUGAUGGAGGUCAUUUGAAAGUCAUCGAGUGGAUGAUUAAUGAUGACUGUAAGGUUGAUAUCAAAGAUACAUGUCUAGAAUGGACUCCACUGAUGCGCGUUUCUGCAAUAUCUGGAAAUACGGAGGUGGCAAAGUGUUUGAUUAAUGCCGGAGCAGAGGUCAAUGUCAAGGACAAAGAUGGGAAAACCCCCUUGAUGGUUGCAACAUUAAAUAACCAUGAACACUUGGUCCGUUUACUAAUAGAAAGAGGAGCCGACUGCAGCAUCACAAAUGAGUAUGGAAUAAGCAUUGCGAAAAUGGCUAAAGCUUUCAACCGACAGAAUGUAAUGGAGAUGUUAGAAGACACGAAGAAGGAGAUUCGGUAGGAGAGAAGCUGUGUAUUCAGGCGUAAUCCGUGUCUGAUUGUACUGGAAGCUGAACCAUCAGCCCUCUGCUAUGAUAAUACAUUAAACAAUAACUGUUUUACAUAGUA
Messenger RNA from Pseudophryne corroboree (corroboree frog), 1211 nucleotides. It is a transcript of the gene FANK1, whose product is annotated as fibronectin type III and ankyrin repeat domains 1. NCBI's taxonomy places the organism in Eukaryota, Metazoa, Chordata, Amphibia, Anura, Myobatrachidae. Gene Ontology annotation, cellular component: nucleus. Bases 1 to 1104 code for a protein of 367 amino acids. Gene Ontology annotation, molecular function: protein binding. The transcript is spliced from 11 exons. The record is from RefSeq and is a predicted model, not a curated record. Gene Ontology annotation, biological process: regulation of apoptotic process.